This is a messenger RNA of Vigna angularis (adzuki bean), 990 nucleotides long. RefSeq lists its product as uncharacterized. The transcript has a single exon. The record is from RefSeq and is a predicted model, not a curated record. Lineage: Eukaryota; Viridiplantae; Streptophyta; Magnoliopsida; Fabales; Fabaceae. The coding region runs from base 1 to 990 and encodes 329 amino acids. Gene Ontology annotation, molecular function: zinc ion binding; nucleic acid binding.
AUGGAGCAGAAUGCUACACUGAUGCAGCAAAACCAGAAUGCUUUGCAGAGUUUGGAGGCCGCUCGCGCCAACUCUGAAACGACUCAGCGGCAGUUAAUGGAGAUUCUUGCUGCUACCAGGGGCACUUCAGGAGCGUCAUCUUCAAACGCUGCCCAACCUGCUGCUGAGUGGAGCUUGGAGAGUUUCCUCCAACACCGUCCUGCAAAAUUCAGUGGAAAAUGCCUUCCUGAUGAGGCGGACCAGUGGCUGAGGGAUAUGGAGCGUAUUUACAACGCUAAGAGGUGUUCGGAUGACAACCGGUUAGCCUUUACAAAAUACCUGCUGACUGGUGAAGCUAGCCACUGGUGGACGAGCAUGAAAGCUAUUUUGACGGACGCUAAGAGUCCCAUCACUUGGGCGGUUUUCAGAAAUAAGUUCUAUGAGGAGUACUUCCCAGACAGCGUUCGUUACGCUAAGGAAGUUGAGUUCCUUCAACUGGUGCAAGGAGCGAAGACUGUGUCGGAGUAUACCAACACGUUCAAACACCUGUUGAGAUUCAAUACCAUGGCGACCAGUGAGGUAUGGCAGUGCAGAAAGUUUGAAAACGGGCUGAGGAGUGAUCUGAAGGUGUUAAUCUCCAGCUUGUGUAUUCGGUCUUUCCCUGCAAUGGUCGAGAGGACCAAAGUAUUGGAGAAAAAUAUGGCAGAGGCCGAACAACAGAAGAACCAACAAGCAACCAGAGGACCAAUUCUAUCAAGGACGAACCUGAAUCGGAAUAGGACACCGUACGCGCGUCCAGUUCAGUCUAGUGGUUCUCAAGCUUUGGUGGUUGCUGGACAGUCUGGACAGCAGGGGGCGAUUAAAUGUUUCCAGUGUGGAGGACCCCAUUUCAGAUCAGUCUGUCCUCAGUUGGUAGGAGGAAAGUAUUGCACUCGAUGUAGAAGAAACGGACAUUUGGAGAAAGAGUGCAAUAUGGGAGGUCGAGCGAUCAUGAGGCCACCGAACGCUUGA